Penicillium bovifimosum is the source of this 738-nucleotide messenger RNA. RefSeq lists its product as uncharacterized. The record is from RefSeq and is a predicted model, not a curated record. The coding region runs from base 1 to 738 and encodes 245 amino acids. Lineage: Eukaryota; Fungi; Ascomycota; Eurotiomycetes; Eurotiales; Aspergillaceae. The transcript has a single exon.
AUGGAUCCGAAGCCUUACGUUAAAUGCAAGCUAAAUGGGGUGUCCAAAUCAGGAGCAGAUCUCGACGGGUUGGAGCUCCAGGCCUGCCAUCGCGCUCUCAAUAAUCUGCGAAGCUUAUUGUUCCAAAAGCCAAUGUUAGACCUUCUGCAGGACCAAAUUGAGGAAGGGGAUCGCUACUUUGAAUCGUUAAUCGAAGCCUCCCGGGGGCUGUAUAGGGAAUGCAGGAUAUUUAUGAAAGUAACCGGAGUCUCAGCGACAGAGUUCAAGGCGACUUGCAGCCGCUGGCAGGUCUCUCAGCCCCUCGAUGACAUGGCCCGGAGGUAUGUGUUCCCAACUCACCCAGAGCAUUAUGCCGUCAUGCAAUCGCCAGGUGCUCCUCCUGAAGGUGGACCAGACUGCGGAGUGGAGCUCAUCGGGGAACACAUGGCUCGGAUUCGAUAUGUCGAUCUCACGCAGACCAUCGUAGAUGUCCCAACGUGGUUGUGGCAUGCACGGAGUAAGAGUUAUGAUAUGAUGGAGGUGAUGGUUGCGAAGCUUGACAGCGGGAGUAAAUUCUUCUAUCUCAUGAAUGAAUUCGUGAAUACCGAAGGCGGCUGCAAAAUCAGGCUACGGGUCUUCUUUCCCUCGGCCGCACCCUGGUCGUUGAUCAAUCAGCACGCAGAGCAUCUUGCGGUUGAGUUUCGGAACCUGCUCAAGAUGGUUCAUGCGGCAAUUGAGGGUCUUGAAGACAGCUAUUAA